AUGGUGGUUUGUGGGUGUGGUGGUGGUUUUAGUGGCGGUUUUAGUUGUAUGUUUAGUGGUGGUGGUUUUAGUGGUGGUUGGUGUGGUGGUGGUUUGAGUGGUGGUUUUAUUUGUGGUGAUUUAAGUGGUGGUAGUUUUAGUGGUGGUUUUAGUGGUGCUUUUAAUGGUGGUGGUUUUACUGGUGUUGUGACUCAGGAUCAAGAGAGUGCUCUCUAUAUUUGUGACUCCGAGUCAAGAGAGUGCUCUCUGUAG
Messenger RNA from Physella acuta, 252 nucleotides. Its product is annotated as loricrin-like. NCBI's taxonomy places the organism in Eukaryota, Metazoa, Mollusca, Gastropoda, Physidae. The record is from RefSeq and is a predicted model, not a curated record.